CCGUGCCGCUGCCGCCGCCUCCGCCUCCGCCCGCCGCGCGGACCGAGGGAGCGGGGUCGCCACCGCCUGCCCGCCCGCGUGCCGGGGCUGCGGUGGGCCAGGAUGUCGGGCUUCCUGGAGGAGCUGCUCGGCGAGAAGCUGGUGACGGGUGGCGGCGAGGAGGUGGACGUGCACUCGUUGGGCGCCCGCGGCAUCUCGCUGCUCGGUCUUUACUUCGGCUGCAGCCUGAGCGCCCCCUGCGCGCAGCUCAGCGCCAGCCUGGCCGCCUUCUACGGCCGCCUGAGGGGGGACGCGGCGGCCGGGCCGGGGACCGGGGCCGGGGCCGGGGCUGGGGCCGGGCCAGGGCCAGGGGCCGGGGCAGCCGCGGAGCCCGAGCCUCGGCGGCGCCUGGAGAUCGUCUUCGUGUCCUCGGACCAGGACCAGCGCCAGUGGCAGGACUUCGUGCGGGACAUGCCGUGGCUGGCGCUACCCUACAAGGAGAAGCACAGGAAGCUUAAACUUUGGAACAAGUACCGAAUUUCCAACAUUCCAUCACUAAUAUUCCUAGACGCCACCACCGGGAAGGUCGUGUGCAGGAAUGGGCUGCUGGUGAUCAGAGACGACCCAGAAGGUCUGGAAUUCCCUUGGGGACCUAAACCCUUCAGGGAAGUCAUUGCAGGGCCCUUGCUUAGAAAUAACGGGCAGUCCCUGGAGAGCAGCAGCCUGGAGGGGUCUCACGUGGGAGUCUAUUUCUCUGCACAUUGGUGUCCACCCUGCCGAAGCCUCACCCGGGUCCUGGUGGAAUCCUACCGGAAGAUCAAGGAGGCAGGCCAGAACUUUGAGAUCAUCUUUGUUAGUGCAGACAGGUCAGAGGAGUCAUUCAAACAGUACUUCAGUGAGAUGCCCUGGCUCGCUGUCCCCUACACUGAUGAGGCCCGGCGGUCACGCCUCAACCGGCUGUAUGGAAUCCAAGGCAUCCCCACGCUCAUCGUGCUGGACCCGCAGGGCGAGGUGAUCACGAGGCAGGGCCGGGUGGAGGUGCUCAACGACGAGGACUGCAGGGAGUUCCCGUGGCACCCCAAGCCCGUGCUGGAGCUCUCCGACUCCAACGCUGUGCAGCUCAACGAGGGCCCCUGCCUCGUCCUUUUUGUAGAUUCUGAGGAUGACGGAGAGUCCGAGGCAGCCAAGCAGUUGAUUCAGCCAAUAGCUGAGAAAAUCAUUGCCAAGUACAAAGCCAAAGAGGAGGAGGCGCCACUUCUAUUCUUUGUAGCUGGGGAGGAUGACAUGACUGACUCCCUGCGAGAUUACACCAACCUGCCCGAGGCUGCCCCUUUGCUCACCAUCCUGGACAUGUCGGCCCGGGCCAAGUAUGUGAUGGACGUGGAGGAGAUCACCCCUGCCAUCGUGGAGGCCUUUGUGAAUGACUUCCUAGCAGAAAAGCUCAAACCAGAGCCCAUCUAGUGGGGCUGCGGCCUCCUGGGACAUUAUUUAAAACUCAGUCUUCUUCUCCCUCUGUCCCUUCCCUCCACCCUUGGACUUCUCCAGCGUGUCCUGAAUCACUCAACCCAGUGUCCAUCCUCUCUGUGGUGCCUUGUUUCUGCAUUAACUCCUCAGCCAGCACCAGGGUGCCCAUCCUCCCAGCAGCAGCAGCACCCACUGUGUUUGGAGACUCUGCUUGGGAUUAUCAUGGGGAUGGCACAACCUGGCCAGAACUGGACUGCGUUACUCUCUCAAAGUCACUAGCUCUCGGUGAAGGGCCUGCCAGGGCGUUCUUCAGCAGAGCGAGCGUGGAGGGAUGACGGCUCGGGGCUCUGACUCUGGUGUCAGCACACACUCAGAGCCUGGGACAGCCAGCGGCACUGCCCAGUGACACACGGACACGCAGCUGGAGCAGAGAAAGGGCUGUGGCCUCACUGGGCAUCAGCCUAGUGCUAUCGGUGAGACUGUCCUUUUCUUAGCGAUGUAGUCAUUCUUGGUCUGAGGGGAAAACAGCAGCUUGUCAGUGUGCUCUUGGGCAGGGCAUUCCAAAUCUAAAAGGAAGCUUAUGGGGUCUUUUUGGUGAGAAAAACAAGUAGCUAAGGUAAUGGUUCCUAUGGCAAUUGCCUACUUUUAUUGGCUGGGCUCCUGUGUGAUAUGAGCUCCUCAUUCCUUCCUUAUAUCUCUUUCUUCCUUGAUCUUGACCUUCCCCAAGUUUCUACUGCUCAUAUGAACAGCUCCCACUACCUUGGAGUUUUGUUAAUGAAUUCUUCCCCUUGGACGCCUUCCAAGAAACUCAGUCCUGAGUUCUCAGAGGAGCACGGCCCGGCCAGCGCAGACCUCUCUCUCAGCCCAGCUCUGUGCCCAAGGCCGCUGGACCUCUGCCGAGGUGUCUGCGCCCACCUUUGGUUACCCCUGUCAUUCUCUUUUCUUUUCAAAGCAUAACUAAAAAGAGACAAGAAACUACCAGAAGCCUCCCUUUUUCCUAAGAACCGGCAGAAGGAGCCGUGCCCUGGGGUGGGAGUGAGGGCAGAGGGCAUGUCAACUACAAAUAGGCCCUGGAGCCCCUCUGCUAGGCCCAGGUAUUGUAGCUGGGCCUCUUAUUUGGACUGAAGUGACCACAGAAAGGGAAACAACAACUCUGUUCCUAGGACCUGGGGUGGAGGGCUUUGGCCCAGGUACUCACGGGGUUUCAUCCUCCUCAGUCAGGUGUCGGGGUCUUUAAACAGUCCUGGGCCUUACUGCUCAGCACUCAGCACUCUGCCAAACAAAACCAUUUAUUUGGAAAACCCAGCCCCUCCAAUAAGCUGUUGACACUGUUUUUUCCUUACCAAAUCAGAUUGUUGAUUUGUAGUUCAGAGGUACAAAGUUAGUUGGUAAUUAGACUGUUAUUUGAUGUUGCCAGCCUGAAAUGCAACCACCUAGUAAGAAAUAAAGCAGGCAUCUCUGGACAUUAUCAACCACGUGGCCUUUCCUGUCCUCUUUUUUUGCCUGUGCUGCUCUGAUCUGUUAGAGGGUGGGCAGGAGAGUGAGGGACAGAGAGAACCUCGUGAUUUUCAUUGAUAGCUGGUAGCUGUGUUCUAGUAUUUCUGAGAAGCCCAAGACCUAACAUAGUCAUCUGUCAGAUCUUCUUGGUUUCUAAAAGCAAGGAAGCUUGUUUGGAUUAAAGCGCCAGAGGCAGAUCCUUCCUGGAGCUCCCUAUCAAGCCACUCUCUCUCCUGGUUUGACGUGGCCCUUGUUGGAGGGUGAGUCCCCAGAUUACACAUCACUGUGGACGUUCGUGCUCAUUCCCUUCCUACAGGGGAGCCAAGCACUCUGAAGCCUGAGAGAGCCCGUGGCGGAAGCACAAGGAAGCACGCCUGGGUCUCCCUGUGAAGAACGGGGCGAGUUGGAGACCUGUAAACCGAGCUCUGUCCUAGGGCUAGAGGCUUCUCCGGAACUCUGCCAAUGUCCCCCUUAGGAGGCGGGCUGGGUGGGGGUACAAAAUGAGGCCAACGUCCCUUGAGAGAUGGGCAGGAUUUCUGUCCAUACCCUAGAUUGUGAUUUUUCAACAGAAAAAUUAGGCCAUUUGUGAUACUUUGGUGGCCUGUACUGAGCUGACUCUUCCGAACUACCAGCCACUAUGUCAAACUGGACCCUUGACACCAGAAUUCCCUUCUUAGGGCAGAUCUGUGGGUUUGUUAAGAUGGGUGGGGGAAGGUUUACUAAAAAGGUUUAGGUUUAUAUAGUGACUACUUUGGGGAAAAACAUUAGGGAAGAAUUUUUCACUGACACUUCUUGAGCGUCAGUGAAAUAAUUAAUCCCUUUCUUGAUAGUGCGAGAGAUCUUAAAGGUUAUUGAUGUACACAAAGUGGGUGGCAUGAUAAUUCCUACCAAGCAGCUCUAAAAUACCUUCAAAUUCAUGUUGCUAAUUAGAAGCAGGUUAAAACACCAGCUGUGACACAGUCAAGGGCUUCCGCCAGCAGCCGGGGAAACCGUGCCCUAGAGGUUGAGCAGGAAGGUGGCUGUAAAAAUGCCACCCUAGGGUUCCCAGAUUUGUGUUCACCACAAUGACUUCCAGAUCCCAUUCUACCUAUUCUCACAACAGAAAUGAGGUUUUUUGUGGUUUUUUUAAACAUGUCUCCCAACAUUAAAAAUCUAUUUAAGAAAAAGGGUGUGCAUUCUGGAUUAUCAUGUACAGUGGGCAAAUAAAAACCAGCUUCUUUUCCAGGA
Microcebus murinus (gray mouse lemur) is the source of this 4167-nucleotide messenger RNA. RefSeq names its product nucleoredoxin (gene NXN). The record is from RefSeq and is a predicted model, not a curated record. Gene Ontology annotation, biological process: negative regulation of protein ubiquitination; negative regulation of Wnt signaling pathway. Gene Ontology annotation, molecular function: thioredoxin-disulfide reductase (NADPH) activity. Lineage: Eukaryota; Metazoa; Chordata; Mammalia; Primates; Cheirogaleidae. Gene Ontology annotation, cellular component: nucleus.